This is a messenger RNA of Racocetra fulgida, 543 nucleotides long. The record is from the annotation of a GenBank genome assembly. Lineage: Eukaryota; Fungi; Glomeromycota; Glomeromycetes; Diversisporales; Gigasporaceae.
AUGACCGAUUUACCAAAAGAAAAAGAACUCACAGAAAAAGAAACCAAUCUCGUUUCUUUUGCUUUCACUCUCACUUGCCCUAAAUGUCAGGCUACUUUAACUCCCUCUGACUUCGACAACAACCACUUCACAAUCGCUCAUUUACAAUCUUACUUCACUAGCAAAGAAUCCCUCUACAAAGAACAAUUACUAGCCCAAUUAACCUCCAACCCUUCCUCCUUCCCUGCUUACCAAACUUUACAAAAAGAAAACCAAGAACUAAAACUCCUCCUAGAAGGAUACAAACUAGGCACCACUAAAUCUAGUAAACAAAAAGGAGAAGACCUGGAAAAAUAUAUCACCGAACGCUUACAAGAAACCUAUAACGGCCAAGAUGACAUCUCUAAAAUCACUCAUGUAGGAACUAAGGCGGAUAUUAGCCAAAUUAUCCAUGCUAAUGGGCAAAUCAUAGGACAGAUUAUUUACGAAGGUGAAAAAGUGAGAAGAGUGGAUGAAAGAGAAAUUACCGAAUUAUUUACUGAGAUUGGAGAAGUGCUUUACUGA